This is a messenger RNA of Cornus florida, 5556 nucleotides long. RefSeq names its product putative E3 ubiquitin-protein ligase LIN. Gene Ontology annotation, molecular function: ubiquitin-protein transferase activity. NCBI's taxonomy places the organism in Eukaryota, Viridiplantae, Streptophyta, Magnoliopsida, Cornales, Cornaceae. The transcript is spliced from 9 exons. Gene Ontology annotation, biological process: protein ubiquitination. The record is from RefSeq and is a predicted model, not a curated record. The coding region runs from base 1454 to 5017 and encodes 1187 amino acids.
GUUUCCUCCCACAUCUUAGCUUUUCCAUCCGCCGCCGCCGCUGUUGCUGGAUUGUUCUUGAUAAGGAGGAAGACGGUGGUCUCGUUUCAUGAUAUGGUUGGUAUUAGGGAGGGGAGGUUGGUUGUUGAAGUUUGUGAUGGAUCCUUAUCCAUGGCCUGACCCUUUUCGCUCACCUUCCAUUCCGAAGUUAUUUAAUUGGGUUCCAAGAAAAAUUUCUCUGAUUCUGUAUUGCAGAGAGAAAAAUAACUUUUUGAACCCACACAUACGCUUGUUGGGAUCUCCAUUGAAGCUCUGUUCUUUCUCUUCCUUCCUUCCUUCCUUGAAUUAGCCCCCUGACUGAACUAUAAAAAUUGCCACCCACUGGAGAUUCAAUCUCAAACCACAAGCACAGAAGCUUCUUAUGUGCUAUUCUUUCAAUUAAUUCCCCACCAAACAUCGACCCCUGUAAAAUCCUAAGCUUAACAGUCGUUACCACAUCUUCGACAAUGGAUCAGAGGUCGGCGGAUCUCAUCAACAAAAGUAAAUCUAGGUCGAAUGAUUUCCACCUCUUCGUCGUUCUUGUAGCCGAAGUUGAAGUCAAAUAGAGGAAAAAAAGAAGAAGAAGAGGGAAAUGGAUUGAAGACAUUCGUAGAUGGUGGACGUGGUUUUGAGGGAAGAGAGCGGUGGCGGCCACGAUGGUUGAAGAGAGAGGGGACGGUUUGUGAGAGAGAGAGAGAUAUGUAUAUAAUAUAUCAGUUGGAAAGAACAAGGGUAUUGUAGGAAUUUUGGUAAAAUUUGAACAAUAUCAGCACAUUUCGUCCUUGACUGAGGUUGACUUUAACAAAAGUAUUAUUAGGUAAGGUCGGACUAAAUUUUUAAACUACAGGAAAGUCCGGAUAAUUAUGGCAAUUGGCGGACCAUAGGAAAGUUUGUGUAAAUUACCUGAUUCUUAAAGCACCUGGCAAGUUCUUUGGCACUUGAGCCACAGAGAGAGAGAGAGAGAGAGAGAGGAGGCGGCAGUUGAACGUUUCAAAAAAUUGAGAAGACUGAGGGAGGGCCUGCAAGCGUGACUAAAGCAACAACCAACAGACCCGUAUAGUUUUAACUUCAAUUCUUUAGAUUCUCUCGUUUGUCAUCAUUCAUUUGUCUCUCAUCUUCUCUGUUCCACUCCAUCGCGCCUAUUGUCGCCUAUUCUCUUACCUUCCUCUUCUAAUUCAUCGCUUUCAUUUCUCUCUCUUUAUAUACUGUUUGUUUUUUCCUCCGUUUGUUUCCAUUCCACAACUAUGCCUCAGAAUCUCCAUUAUUCUCUCCAAUUCUCUCCCAAAUAUUCCAUUCCCCUCCAAUCUGCUCUUCUUUCCAUUUCCCUCAUCGAAGAUCAAACCCCAAAUCCAUUCACAUUCAACCUUAGAUUAUUAUUGUUAUUAACAGUUGAGUUGCUAUUUGAGAUUUUGUGACAAAGAAGCUCACAGUGGAAAUGGCAAUGUCGUUGGAGGAACUUCUUGCUAAGGAAGGAUUCAGAGGAAGGAGAUCGAAGAUGUUGCCGAGAGUUUCCUCUGAAAAAGCAGUAAGUAUGCCACUUUACCCAUUCCCUGACCAGAAGAACUCAGGUUCUUCAUCAGUUAAAAGGACAGCGAGGACAAGGUCAUCGGUAUCUAGUUUGAGUGGUGAAUCACCUACAGGUGUUACCCAUAGGAGUAGUAGACUGAGGAAUACUUUUACCAGAAGGGAGAAAGUGGACACUGUGUCAAAGAAGAAAACAAGGGAGAAAGUCGAUAUAAGAAGUUCUGAAGAUUUGCAGGGUGUUAGGAGAAUGAGCAUCCAUUCAUCGGGAGAGCUGACACGUAAUGAGAUAGUUGAGGUUGGACAAGGCAAGGAGAUAGUUGAGGUUGGAGUGGAAGAAAAUGAGAGAUAUAAAGAUAUACAUUCAAAUGAAUUGUAUAUGGCUGAGUCAAGUAAGGGCAAAUAUGCCAAUGGAAUUGGGGAAAGGGAGAGGUACAAAGAGAGGUCAGGAAAGGAUAUAAAGGAAGAUAAGAGGUAUGGCAACAAUCCUCAGAAACUUCUGCCUGGGCGAACAAGUUUUAGUGAUAAUUAUAGGAGAAGCAUGAAACAACCUGAGACCUCAAAUAGCACCUCUAAUAGAAGUUCACUAAACAGCAAUAGCUUUGAUGACAGCAGAAGAAGAAGGCAUGCAUGGACUGAACAUACGGUUGCUGAACCUGCUCUUGAUGAAGUUGCUGUUCAAGCCAUGAUAUCCAUCUUGAGCGGUUACAUCAAACGUUUUAUCAAAGAUGAGGAUUUUCGGACAUUGAUUCAUCACACUUGUUUUGCUUCUCUUAAUUUUGCUGAAUUAGAAGAAGACCUCAUUACUGAGUCCAAAGUAAUAUCCAAUCUUGAACAAGCUAUUGGAACAGUGGAAAGAGCCAUUGAGGAGGGUGCAAAUGCAAAGGAGUUGAAAAAAGCUUCAUUGCAGCUUAGUGUGAUUUCAGGUCUAAACUCGAAUGAGUUGAAAGAUGGGUUUACAUCGGGGAUUCCAAAUUAUAAGUUGUCAGCUUGUGCUCAUCUCUACCUCAGCGUGAUAUAUAAGCUACAGAAGAAAGAUAGAAUAGCGGCAAAGCAUCUGCUGCAAGUUUUUUGUGAUUCACCCUUCCAGGCUCGAACAGCUUUGCUGCCUGAAUUGUGGGACUAUAUAUUUUUCCCACAUAUUUCACAUUUGAAGGUGUGGUACAAUGAGGAAGUUGAUUCUCUAGGAGAUACACCUAGCAAAGCAAGGAAACUAAUGCUUCUUGAUAAAGUGUAUAAUGAAAUUCUGGAUUGUGGGACUUACCAGUUUGCAGUAUAUUACAAGGAUUGGCUCACAGAGGGGGUUGAAGCCCCAUCCAUUCCUUCCAUCCCCACACCUUCUGUAUCUGUUCAGGAAGUUCAACAGGGAUGUUUCAGUAGCCACUCUGCUCCGGGAUUUCAGCAGAGAGGUCUGAGUAGUCACUCGCUGGACAUGAGCAAUCCUGUUGGUUCUUUCUCACCUCAGCCCAGGGUCAGCAAAAACUUAUAUGACUCGGUCUUUGGCCGUUCACAUAAACCAGGAGUUGAUGAAGUGGAGGAUUAUAAGGAGGCAGAGAACUUUGAAAAUAGUAUAAGUAGCUCUGACAGUUCUGCUGUUGAAGACAAACAAGCAUUAACGCACUCUUCAGAGAUAGUCAAGUAUGCAGAUGAUGACACUGAGCCAGAUUAUGUAUUUCAUCUUGGAGACGGAGUAGUAGCCAAGAAAGCCCAAAGAUUGCAGAGAGCAAGUGGUCCAGAUGAAAGGAAUCUUGAUGACAAAUUUGAAAACACUCAUCUGCUUCAAACCACAACAGUAAACACCCAUGUGUUAAAUGCACUUCCACAUAAACAAGCACAUGAGUUGGCACUCAGGAGGCUAGCAAAGUCUGUUUUUGAAAAGCAGCAAACUGAGGAAUCUGUUGAUCUUGCUGAUUCUACUCUUUUGUUGCAUCCCGAAGAUGCAUAUUUUCCUGAUUCUUUGGCAAAUCUGAAUAACAGAAGGUCCUCUAUUGAAGAACUGAAUGAAAAUUGUGAGUAUCUUGAUGAAGGACCAUCCUUCUUGAGCACCCCACAUGAUUUUAUAUGCCCUCUGACUGGGCUUUUGUUUGAAGACCCAGUGACCCUAGAGACUGGCCAAACCUUUGAGCGAGUAGCUAUCACAGAAUGGUUUGGUGAAGGAAAUAGAACAUGUCCAGUAACUGGAAGAACAUUGGAAUGUCAAGCUGUGCCACUAACCAACUUCAUUUUGAAGCGUGUUAUUGAUAAUUGGAAAUCAGAACACUGUCGUCAUUUCUUGGAUUUUGCUUCUCAAGCAGCAUGGGGCUCAGGAGAAUACAGGUCUAAAUUUAAUGAAGAAACAGCUGUACUUAUGUUGGAGCAGCUUCUUACUACCUUCAGUAAAGAGGAAAGAAUAACAAAUGCUGAAAACCUUUUAUCUCUUGGAGGUUUGCAGUUUCUUAUCAAAAGGUUUGAAUUUGGAAACUUGGAAGAGAAGACACGUGUGGCAACAUUAUUGUUCUGUUGUAUUGAAGUGGACACUGGUUGCAGAAAUCAGAUAGCAAAAAACAUUAGAAAACCAUGUCUUCUUGAACUACUCCACAGCAAGCAGGUAAAGUCAAGAGCAAGUGCGGUGUUGCUGCUUACUGAACUGAUUUGCCUGAAUAGGAGGAAAGAUGUCAAUCUUUUCUUGAGUGGCUUACAAAAUGAAGAGAUGGUGAACACGAUGCAUAUUUUGCUUGUCUAUCUCCAGAGUAGCCCACCUGAGCAAAGACCCCUCGUUGCUGUCCUCCUGUUACACUUCGAACUUUUGGUAGAACCUCGGAAAUACAGUAUAUACAGAGAUGAGGCUGUUCAUGCCAUUACAGUGGCUCUAGAUGUUAGCAUAGCUGAUGAGAAGGUCCAAGCAAAUUGUUGCAAAGCGCUUCUUACGUUGGGAGCCCAUUUCUCCUUCUUUCGGAAUAUAAUGACAGAGGAUUGUGUUCUAAAUUUAGGGGGAUUUCUUGAUGGUCCUGAAUCAGAUUCUCAUGUCAAUGAAGCAGAUGAUGAACCAGUUGAUGAAACUAUUCCAUCAGAUGAUGAAGAAGAGGGCAGGGAACAGUGGCUCGGUAACUUGCUACCAUCGCUUCUUGGAGGUGGGAAGAAUUCUUUUCUACAGACUAUCUGCAAGUGUUUAAGUUCCGGCAACUUGGAUUUGGUGAGGGUGUGCCUGUUCACAGUGUCAUGGUUGAGCCAUGCACUUGCUUCAUUACCUGAUGUGGAGUUCCAGCUUUCUGCCUUCUCAGCUCUCAUCUCUCGGCUUAAAGAAAGCUUGGAAAAUGGUGAGCUGCUUGAGCACAAGGUUCUUGCUUCAAUGUGUCUGCUUAAUUUCAGCAAGAUCCCAGAAUGCAGGGUCCUGCUGAUGACAAUUGCAGAGGAUAUCAGGUUUCCUCUACGAAGCCUCUACGAAGUAACCUGGACAGCAAAACAACUCUAUGGCAUCAUUUCAGGGGAAGAUCUGUAAUCCGAUGAUAAAAAAAAAAAAGAGAGAGAGGGACACAGUAGUGAAAUUUUGUAGACAUUAACAUUUUGGUAAAUAUCAAAACUCUACAAAUUGUAAGAUACGUGGACCCUCCCCUUUUCAACAAUAUCUCUGAUCCCCAUUAAGUUGAUUGUUUUAGAACCGGUUAAUACCCAGUAACCUAAUUGGUAGAGUGUUCAACUCCCCGAGCGGGUGUGCUCGUGUUCGAUUUCCCCCUCUCCCUAAUUUGUUAGGGAAAAAAAAGAAGAAGAAGAUUGUUUUAGAACUGUCUUCUUUCAUCAAGCGGACCGUCUUCUUCCACAAUUUUGGAGAGGGAGAUGCAGGAUCAGCAAUAUUGUUGGAAAUUAAGGGAUCCCCUUGUCUUAUUACUUGGAAUGUCUACACAGUAACUGCAAUAGUUAGGUCUCUAUUAGUUUCGUCUGGUUUGGAGUUUUGAUAGGUUGUUACUCAUAGCAAGCCUUAAUAGAUGUUUGUAAAUUUUUAUUUUUAUUAUUUUUAUAUAUAUUUUUAUUUAUGUAAAA